GUGUCCGUGCCAGAGGAGACCGCAGAGACGGAUCCAGAUGACGAUAGGGUGGAGAUGCUUUUUUUCUCGGUGGAAGCGCUGUGGGCCGUCGCCAAAGUGGGGAAGUACGAGACAGAUGAGGAUGACAUCGUGGGGCUAACGAGCUACCUGACCGAGGAGCCCGAUACGUCGGUGUUCGGAAGGAGUGAGGUGAUCUCGGAUGAUGACGCGAUGGAGGCUUGGAUCACCCAGGGGACGAACUACGGCAGAGCAACGGCGGAGGUUGUGAAAUCUCUGCAACCCGAGAGGGUGAUGCAGGUUGGCUUCGCGGCGGAAGCGUGGAAGAUGCUGAGCGAGCAACGUGUCGCGGGGAAUCCAGGACACGAGGGCGACGCGGUCGUGCUGAGCUUCUACGAGGACGGCACCGCGAAGGCGGUCAUCGAGAGAGACGACAGCACCUUGAUGCCGGCCGAGAAGAUCGAACACCGUGAAGCCCUUCGAGCGGCUCGUCUGAAAGAGUUGCGUAGCUAG
Molecule: messenger RNA, 510 nt
Organism: Prorocentrum cordatum
Lineage: Eukaryota; Dinophyceae; Prorocentrales; Prorocentraceae
Source: the annotation of a GenBank genome assembly